This is a messenger RNA of Habropoda laboriosa, 426 nucleotides long. RefSeq lists its product as uncharacterized. Bases 1 to 426 code for a protein of 141 amino acids. The transcript has 3 exons. Lineage: Eukaryota; Metazoa; Arthropoda; Insecta; Hymenoptera; Apidae. The record is from RefSeq and is a predicted model, not a curated record.
AUGGAUCGAAGCAAUUCGUGCGAUUCGAAUUCAUCUUCCGUGGGAAAAACACUGGAAAAACCACCGCCACUCUUUAAACUUUAUUUUUCCAAGGACAGAUUGGUUGGCAAAUCGAACGUAUGCAUUUCGAGAAUCAACGGUGGUGAUUCGAUCACGCCUAAAUUCUACUCCAAAGAAUACGACAAUACGGUGAAUGAUUUGAACACGGUUGACACGCACCACGAAGGAAGUACGGAAGAAGAGGAAAAUGGUUGUAAAGAUACCAGACGUCGGCCACUGCUUACCAGCCACGCGUACGGCUGGUGGCACGAACGAGGAGGAAUACAACGGUUAGACUCGCGAUUCGACUUCCGUAAAAAAACAUCGGAUUUGGUAAUCUUAGGAGUAAAGUUAUACUCGGAGGAUCGAAAACUUACACGCUGUUAA